AUGGAACCUAGAUUGGAAAUGUUGGUUGUUGGAAUCUAUAUUGAUGUGUAUGUGUUGAAAUUGAUAGCCUCAUUGAUGGUGUAUCUCUUAGAUAUUGAGUAUGACAAGGAUCACCGGGCUUUUCAUAUGACGAAGAAGAGAACGGAUCUUCACCCUUUGAAGAUUCGUUACCAUGGCACAGUAGAUAUAGCGUAUGACGAGAGGUACAUAGAGUUCAUCCAGCCUACCGGUUUUCUCCCGUUCAUAUCGCUUGUAAGCCGUGGGGGGCCGAACAUGAACGCCACGGCACUCACCGCCCUUGUCGACCGGUGGAGGCCGGAGACGCACACCUUCCACUUGAGGGCCGGCGAGAUGACCCCUACUCUUCAGGAUGUUUUCAUGAUACUUGGACUUCCUAUUCAGAGCGACCCACUGUGUAUGAACACAACUUCUGAUGGGUGGCGCCAGCAGAUGGAGAACCUUAUUGGCAUGGCUCCUCCGCCGCCAGAAGAUCCAAAGGAGAGAACUCCCACCGGAGCAUCUUUCUCUUGGAUCAGGACUAACUUUGGAGAAUGCCCGGAAGGGGCCAACGAGGACACUAUCAGGACGUAUACCCGUGUGUACUUGUGGUACAUGUUGUCGAGGACUCUCUUUGCUGACAGUGUUGGGAAGCUGGCCCAUUGGUGCUGGCUCAAGGCGCUUACGGUGUUGGAGCACCGGUGGAGUUGGGGAACAACGGCACUUGCCUACCUCUACCGGCAGGUGAUGAUUUGCUGUAUUUACUAUUCUUCUAUAGUGGAUUGGGAGCCAUAUGGUUCCUACUACCAUAUUGGCGCCGGGAUGCCUGACCUCAACCCCAAGUGCCUUGAGGAGGCGCGGUUCUGGCUGAACCCCGCGUAUGAUGAUGACAUCUUGGACGACCCCAUCGAGUUCGAUGAGCGGUCCGAGAUCCAAAAAACAGUUGAGGAGUGCGAGGUUGUUUGGGAUCAGAGCCAUAGAGAUGAAAAGCCUGUUGGCCCGUUGCGGCAUUUAAUUAAGAUACGAUCACCAACUUUGAAUGUAAGCUAUUAUGUCCGGGUGGCUUUGUAA
Molecule: messenger RNA, 1068 nt
Organism: Lolium perenne
Lineage: Eukaryota; Viridiplantae; Streptophyta; Magnoliopsida; Poales; Poaceae
Product: protein MAIN-LIKE 1-like
Biological process (GO): meristem development; meristem maintenance
Source: RefSeq, a predicted model, not a curated record